Messenger RNA from Xiphophorus hellerii (green swordtail), 6811 nucleotides. RefSeq lists its product as uncharacterized. Gene Ontology annotation, molecular function: guanyl-nucleotide exchange factor activity. NCBI's taxonomy places the organism in Eukaryota, Metazoa, Chordata, Actinopteri, Cyprinodontiformes, Poeciliidae. The record is from RefSeq and is a predicted model, not a curated record.
AACAUUGCAGAGAGCACUUGAGGGGCUGUGAGAAGGAAACAACCACAGAGAGACAGAAAACAGAGAGCAUUCAGAGAAUCGGAGCGCACAGGGGGAAGAGAGGGAGAGACACACAGAGUCGUUGUGGACCGGCUGAAGACUCGCCGAUUGCUCAUCAGCCCGCCGUGACUCAGCCUUGAACGCGUGUCCGAGCAGAAUGGAUUUCAUUUGGGUUCAGCUGCCUCUGAGCUCUGCGGACGAUUUUCACUCCUUCUGGAUUACAUCUGAAAAAGCAGCCGGUGUCAUGAGCGGGGAAGCCAGCGAGCGGAAGGGAAGAUGGUAAUGUCACUGUUCUUCAAUAACCUUGAUUCUGUGGAGGGAUCAAUCCAGCACCUCCUCUCUGCGUUGUAUCCCCCCUAUGAAGCCACCGCCCCCACUCUCCUCAGUCAGCUCUUCCAAAUCAUCGACGGCCGCUACCAGAGGGAUGCCCUGCGCUGUUUUCUGGACUUCCUGGUACCGGCCAAGCACAUUUUAGAUACCGUGCAGCAGGCUGCAUGCGCUCAAUACUCCAAUGUGCUGUUCCUCUGCGAGGGCUGGCCUCUUUGUUUACGUGACCAAGUGGUCGUCCACCUCGCUCCCAUCGAUCCCCUCCUUCUUCAGCCAGGCGACUUUUACCUCCAGGUGACGCCAUUCUGCGACCAAUCAGCUCGCAUCGUGGUCUGCAGCUUGCUGAAGGAGGAGGGGCUUGCAGUGGAGGUGGUAGAGGAGACUCCGGUCCCUGAGACGUCCUAUCCUUGUAUCUUCAGCUCUGGCUGGUUGGAUGAGAUCAACCAGGAUCGCCAGGGGUCGCCGCUCAGACAAUGCUUAGUCGCUACUGAACGAGGCGUGGUGAGGUUGCCAUGGGAACGGGUAGCUGUGCCUGAUUUUGUGCAGCUGGCACGUUGUGCUGGGAGUAGCAUGGCCUCUGCUGCUCCGUCAAAUUCACCUUUAACUCCGCCUCCUCCUCCACCUCUUCCUGAUUCGUCCAAGACUUCAUCAUCUGAUAAUGCCUUCUUCCCUCUUUCCUCUUCAAAGAAAUCUGAGCAACUUAAUCCUGUGACUGCUAGUCAGAACUCAGGUUUAACAUCUUCCCCAGCAGCUUUCUCGGUGGAAACCAGGAUAUGUCCCGCAAAGCACGGCAUCGCUGUGUCACUUUGCCUGGUAGACGCUAGAACUUCAUCUUUGUCGCACUUGGUAAAAAUUAAAGGAAGUGAAGCAGAGCAUAAGCCAAUAGGCUGGGUGUCCCCGCAUACAUGGGAUAGUCGCUUUACUGGGACAAAUCAAAACGCAACCACAAAAACAGAAAAACCCAGCCUCUCAGGUGGUAAUAUAAUAGACUUCAAAGUUGGGAAUAAAGGUGCUGUAGCUUCUGAAAAUAUAUUGGAAGAUAAACAGAGAGACUCUAAAGCACAGAGAAUGAGCAGACAUGAGCCAGCAGCUGUUGCAACAGGGGACUAUAUUGAUAUUCUGCAGGCCAAAAUGCUCUUCGAUAAAGAUUGGUCAUUGACCGAAGAACAAAAACAUCCAAAUUGGCAAAAUCAGCCAAUCACGCAGCCGUUCAGCACACAGUCGGAAGUAAAUUCUCAGACAAAAGCACAAGACAGUAUCUGGAGACGUAGGACCUCAAUCUGUUCGUGUAUUCGCACUGUGCGCUUUGCAGAGAAGCCCUGUACCCCGUGCUUGGCCAGACGGCAGGGUGGGAAGGUCACCAAGGCUCAAGAGCUGAGAUGUCGAUACAGAGACUCAUACCAGGCUGCCAUACAGAACCCUGUCACCUUUGGGGCUGAGAAUAACAGAGGGAAUAUGCCAGCAGUGGUGGAGGAGGACACAGACACCUCACAGAUCGCUGACAAACUGAGAGCCAAGGAUUCAUGGAGAGAUGUUCAAGACACUAGAUGUCAUCCUGGAAGCUGCUGCAGAGACAGGACAGGUCGGGCGAUCGUUGAACUCUACGGACACGAUCAGGGAUGGGGGUCAACAGUAACAAGCCACGAGCUGUUCCAGAUGCUGCUCUAUUUCUACUCCAUCACCAGAAAAGAAAUCAGAGAAGCCGGAAUGACGCUAAUAUUUGAUGCAAGGAAAAAAAGUCCUCAACCACAGUUCUACAAGGCUCUGAUGACCCUUCAUGAGUGGUCACCUCAUGCUGUGAAUAGUUUGGUUCUGCUGGUGGACAAAGAGAACAACCCUCAGCCAGAAAGGUGUCCCGGCAUCCAGACUGAUUUGGUGACGUCAAUGAAAGCGUUACUCAAGCUGGUGGAGGUGAAUCAGCUGAGCUUCGGUCUGGAUGGCACAGCUCAUGGCUACUGUGACUGGUUGGAGCUGCAUCAGGCUGUACAGCAAUGCAUGAUGGACCAGAGGACUCUGAUGAGGACUGUCUUGGAGGACAGUCGAUUGGUCGGCCUGCAGAGGGAGGGCGGGGCCAUCCUGGCUAGGCUGAGGAAGGAGAGUGACUUGAAAUACCCUCACUGUGAGGACCUUAGUGAUGCAGUGGACUCCGUUACCAGUCUGUACAACUAUGUGGAGGAGCAGGCUCACAUCCUGGUGCAGAGGACGAAUGUGUCACUGGAACAUCUGGAAUACCUGCUGCAGCUCAGGGAAAUGGAGGGACACUUCAUGCAGAUUCAGCAAUGGUUCGCUGUAGAGGGAGAGCGCCACCUAAUGGAGGCUGAAUCAGUCGAGGGCUCUGGAGAAAGAAUGGAGCAGAUCCUUAACAGCUUCACUGGCUUCCUAAUUGAAGCUAGCGACCGCAGGCACCACGCCAUGUCCUUGGUGUCAGAGGCAGAGAGACUCCAGCAGAGUGGGCUUCCCUACCCAGAGACAGGCGGCCUUUCAAGACCCUCAUCGGCACUUUCCAGUCGGACCUGGAGGACUUCCUCUGCAGGGCAGGAGGCAUGUGGCCGAGAGCUGCAGAUCAUGGUCAACAUAUGUGAUUUUUGUGAGCAGGCUGUGGAGCUUGCCAACGAGUGCACUGAUUAUUUGAAUCUUACUGAAGCCAGAAAUCUCACAGUCCAAUCCCCUGAAAGCGCCUCAUGGAUCAGUCAAACAAACACUCAGCUGGUGCAGAAGCAAAGCAAAGACCCCGUCCUGAACGCCACAUCUCUUUGCCAGUCCGAUGUCCAGGCUUCUCCUGACCGACUGAUUCUCCAGUCUUUCCAAGAAAAGUUCCUCCACUUCAGCCCGGAGAAACUCCACGAGGUGAAGGUCCACGCCGGCUCCCUGCGGGGAUCUCGAGGGAUGCACGUCUGGAAUGCUGCCUGGCUGAGAUUUCACGAGGCCCAGCAGCAGCUCCAGGAGAGGAUGCAGGAGCUGGAGGAGCUUCGCCACCAGCCGGCAGAUCCCAGCAGCAGUUGUGAGGGUCACUUUGUGGAUGUGGUGAGCACCAACAUCCAGACGGCCUCUCCAGGGGGGACAGAGGUUGGUGGUGCAGUCGACCCCGGGGCCUCAGCGUUCUCAGUGGGAGGGCAUCUUGUCAGGUGCAGAGGAUUUGGGCCUGCAGUAACAUUACCAUCAUACCGGAGGGCAGCAGUGAUGCCGGGACAAACCAGGAGUCAAAGCAGUCAUCUCACAGGUCAGCCAGGAGAACGGAGAGGGAAGGCACGAAAGAGACACACAAGCAGAGCCAGAAGUGAGAGGGAUGCCGCCGCUUUAUCUCAGUCCCACCCCGUCGGCUGCCAGUGGUUUCCAUGGAGACGGGGUCUCGGAGCGAGGUCGGUGAGCCAGGACUCGUGCGCCGCCAGAGCCUCGGCCGCUGGCUCCACACCUGAAGAGCAGGGGCCUCGGUCGCCACCGUGCUGCUCCCACCGCGGUCAGCCAUCUUGCCGCAUCCUGCAGGAAGCGCAGAAGUUCCAGAUCUCUCGACACGGGAGCUUCUGCUCAGACAACUCCUGCAUGAGCGACGGCGGCGCUGCUGGGGCCGAAUGCUGUAAACACUCCAGCCUGCCCCCGGAGACGUAUGGGAGAGCGUUUUGUUUGUCAGGUCCACAGGAGAAUGUAAGCAGUGCUCUGAGGGUGCAGCAUGUCAUGGAGGAGCUGGUUUUUACCGAGAGGGAGUAUGUGCGCUCUCUGGGUUACAUCCUGACUCACUACCUCCCCCUGAUGGACAGGUUGGACAUUCCUCAGGAUCUCAGAGGCAAGAGGGGGAUCAUCUUUGGCAACCUAGAGAAGGUUUACGACUUCCACAGCCACUAUUUCCUCCCAGAGCUGGAGGCCUGCGAGAGGCAGCCGGCCAUGGUGGCCCGCUGCUUUCUCAGACACAGUGAGAGUUUUGGCCUGUACGCCUUAUACAGCAAGAAUAAACCUCAGUCAGAUGCGUUGAUUCUUCACCGCCGCCAUGACAUCUUUAAGAAGAAGCAGCAGGAGCUCGGGGACCUCAUGGAUCUGUCUUCCUACCUGCUGAGGCCCAUCCAGAGGAUCAGCAAGUACAGCCUGCUGCUGCAGGACAUGCUGGCCUUGGUUGGACCCUGCAGAUCGAAACAGAAGGACGCCGCUGUGUGCGCACCGGAUUCGACCUGCAUAGAGAGAGACAGAGAGAGGAGUGAAAUCCAGGCUGCUGCACACCUGAUUCAAUUUCAGAUGCGUCACGGCAACGACUUGCUCACCAUGGACGCCAUUCAGGAUUGCGAUGUCAACUUGAAGGAGCAGGGGGAACUGAUCCGCCAAGAUGAGUUCACAGUUUUCUUUCGGAAGAAGAAAUGCGUCCGCCGAGUCUUCCUCUUUGAACAUUUGAUUCUGUUCAGCAAAACCAAGAGGACGGAUAUUGGAAAUGAUGUUUAUGUCUGCAAACAGUCAUUUAAGACUAACGAUAUAGGAAUGACCCAUAACUCUGGUGUGAGCGGUCUGUGCUUUGAGAUCUGGUUCCGCAGAAGGAAAAGUGAGGACACUUACACUCUGAAGGCCUCAAGCACUGAAGUGAAGGAAGCCUGGACCACUGACCUGGAGAGGAUUCUGUGGAACCAAGCUGCUCACAGUAGAGAGCUGCGUUUGCAAGAGAGAGUGUUUAUGGGAACGGGUCGCAGUCCUUUUAUGGAUAUUCAACCCAGUGAUGCGGCGAUUUGUGACCGAGCCGUCAGCUGCGUCCUGCCUGGGAGAAGUAAGAAGUUUGCACCAUUCAAAGUGUGUUAUAUUUUAAAUUGCCCUAAUCCUCCACACAUUACAUCUGAGAGCCUUACAAGAGCAGUCCCUGUGGCGUGUUGUUCACACAGGGGCUUAGAUUAUCCCCGACCGCACUCCAUUGGCUCUGGUAGCACUGCCUCCACCACCGUCAGCCAAUCAUCUUCUUCCUCUGGCCGGGGCUCUCUGCCCCCUUCUGGUUAUCUCGGGAACACCAAUCCAGGAGUUGGGUCGUCCCCUGAGGCUGUGACUGAAAACGAACUCAACAGCCAUCAUCUUCUUCAGCACCAGCCUCAUCCUCACUGUGAUCAAUGGAAAACUCACUGUCCUCUGAUCGACAGCACUGACUCCUCUGGAGAAAGUAUGAAUCUGUACAGCAGCCCAGACCACAGCUGUCUGUCUGCUAUCAGCGGAGAGGUAGUGGACGACUCUUCAGUCCGUGUCCCAGAGGUCAGAGCAGAAAGCAACUCUUUGUCUGACCCCCAGCCUGAGGAAAAACAGCUCCCCCUGCAGUUACCUAGAAAGAAGCCUGGCAUCCCCCCCAAACCUCCACAUCUAGCUAACCCUCAGGGGAAGCUGGGAAGAUCAACAGAAGUUUGACCCUUAUUUCUAAAAAGAAGAUGAACAGUCAAUAACAUAGUUGAUGCCUGCUGCAGACUACAUGAAGACAGAAGGAUUGCAUGCAUGGAAACAUUUCCAUGGGCUUCAUAGCCAUUAUUUCUUAUCAAAAAGACUGUAUGUUUUAAUUUAUUCAUUGAGUCGGUUUUGGUGUCUCAAAUCUACAGAUACCGCCACUGUGGGAUCUUGUCAUGCACAAUUUUUGCAGUUCUAUAUUUGCGGGGAUCAAAUAAGUUUAUUAAACAAGUUGGAGUCACCAAGUCCAGCACUCUUAUCCAAGGUUAGCUUGCUCAGUGUUUACAUUGGCCCACUGUCCAGACUGAAGACAUAAAGAAGAAGUUGACCUUGAGUGGAGUUAAAUAUGUGGACAUAGUGCUGCGGAAAACCUGAAACCGCUUGGCAGAUUUUUUGUAAUAGGAUUUACCAAAUACACAGUAAAUGUUUGUGCUUUUUCAAUUUCUAUUUGAAGGUUUUGUUAAUGUGAUGCCUUUCAGUAUUUAAUGCUUGUUCCGACAGUUGUUGUGAAUGUCUUUUUAUCUUGAUCUUUUGUCUUCUUCUGAUGGGACAGACCACUAGCCUGCGUGUUUGAGUCGUGUUAUAUUUUACAGACGCAUCCAUAAAGACUGGGCUGAUGCAUUAUCUUCAAGGAGGAAACUCAAGCUUCUGCAGAAGAAUGGACAAUUACAAGACAGCAGUCAAAACCCAACGGGAUCCACAAAUCAAAUCAAUUUCACCUAAUUUUUGGAAUUUAGUUAAGUGUUUGUUUUUUCUUCAUAUUGUCUUAAAUAUUAGCCAACUGUUGUAAACUUGAAACUGUCUGGAUUUUGUUUUGCUGUUUGUACAAAAUGUACACGUGCAAAUUAUGACAGGUAUAUUAGACCAUCGUUUUCAUACUUUGUGUUUUAUAUCACUUAUGUGAAUGUCAGUCUUUUUCUGUUUUUUCAGUUUUAUACCCCUUUAUUAUUUCUUUUACCUUUUGUAAGCAGUGUCUAAUUUGAAUGUCAGGUUUCUUCCCUCUGAAUUUAAAAGGUUUGAUUGCAAUAAAAUGAGAAUGUGAUAAAAGAUG